CUGGAACAGCUGGCUGUGUAAGACCAGAACUUGAAAAAUCUUCUAACAACAAAACAUGGAUAGAAGACGACUGUCAAAUGAUAUUUCUUCAAGCCAUAAAACGGGUCAAAUCCAGGUGAUCUUUGGACCAAUGUUCUCAGGGAAAACAACCGAGCUUAUACGACGCAUCAAACGCUAUGAAAUCGCAAAUUAUUCCUGUCUCCUCAUCAAAUACGCCAAGGACGAUCGAUAUGACAAAGAUGGCGUGGCCACACACGACAGACAAGUUACUAAAGCAGUGGCAACAGAAAUGCUGUACAGUCUUGCUGACAUGACAGAGAAACAUGAUGUCAUAGGCAUUGAUGAGGGUCAAUUUUUUCCAGACUGCGUUGAGUUUGCUGAAGAUAUGGCUGACCGAGGGAAGAUAGUUAUUGUAGCUGCUCUUGAUGGAACAUUUCAGAGGAAGGGCUUUGGAAGUAUCUUAAAUCUUGUUCCACUAGCAGAAAACGUCAUCAAGUUGAAUGCAGUUUGUAUGCAUUGCUACCAAGAAGCUUCGUACACUAAGAGGAUGGGCAUGGAAACAGCGGUGGAGAUUAUUGGUGGAGCUGAUAAGUACAUGGCUGUCUGCAGAGAAUGCUUCAAGAAACCAUCAUUCUUAUCAACAACAACACCAGAAGAAGUCAAUGAGGACGACGCCCUUCACACCCCAACCUGUGAGGAGACUCUUGCACAUUCCAAAAUCCAGGGUAGAAAGUUAUUCCCAACGUCAAAUAAUAACGCCGUAGCUCAGAUUAGUUGAGUGAGGUGAACAUUUUAAUAAAUGAAUUUGCACAUAGUUUGGUGCUCAAUAUGGGGAAUGAUGGUACAUUUUCUAUAGCCCUAUUCACACCAAAGCAAUUAAACAAGGGUCCUUUGCUUAAUUUUUAACAUGUUAUAUCAUAAAAUGAAGCAUUCAUCAAGAUUUAACAAGCACAGGACUUUGGACAGUACAAAAUUGGUUGUCCUUUCACGCAAGGUACAUGUUGUAAACAAUUUUAACCCUGUUACAAUUUAGCAAGGGACCCUUGCUAAACUGCUCUCGUCUGAAAGGGGCGCCGAUGGCGGUACUGGUUGGAUGACUAUGAAUCAAAAGUAUCACUUAAUAGUCUUUAUCCUCGAAAAAUUUAACGUGCAUUUUAUAUCAUUGGGGCACUCACCAAAACAUAGAGUCGAACUGCCUCUAGGUGGGGGGGGGAGUACAUUGGUGUUUUGGUAAAAAAAAAACAUUCUUUAUCCCGAUGCAAAAUUUAACAUCUAUUAUAUCACUUAUUUUCAAAAUUUUAAUAUCUAUAAAAUAAAUUGUCAGAAAAAAGACUUUGUCUAAAACUUUUUUAUAAUUAUUAUUAGGAUGUCAGUUUUAAUCAAAACAAUUGUCUCAGACAAUAAUAAUGUUUAAUCUGCUAUUCAAAUCUUUAGUUCUUUUUUAAGUAAAGCAUUUGUAUAGAGACUGCUUUUAAUGUUAUGUCAAGGCUGAUUUAAAUUAAAUUCUACCUUUUAACUUAAAUGUUUCAAAUCAACUAUAGGAAUGUGACUGCUGUUAAUGAACUUGUACUUUUAUAGCUCUAAAACUGAAUUUAUUUUAUGCCAUUCACAACUACCACCCAACUGAAUAGUAAACUAUGAAUUGUUAUUUACCUUUUUGUACAAAUUUUUUAGAUUGUGUGUAGUCGUUUUUAGGAUACAUGGUUAUUCGUUGUCAUUUACACUGUCCAGUGCUGUACUUUUUAGAUUGACCAUUUACAACCAUGUUUAGCUGAAUGUUUGUUUUUAACUAUCUACAGUAAAACUACCUCAUUAUGGAGUAAUUGAAAAUAAAA
Messenger RNA from Asterias rubens (European starfish), 1835 nucleotides. RefSeq names its product thymidine kinase, cytosolic-like. The transcript has 7 exons. Gene Ontology annotation, molecular function: thymidine kinase activity; ATP binding. NCBI's taxonomy places the organism in Eukaryota, Metazoa, Echinodermata, Asteroidea, Forcipulatida, Asteriidae. The record is from RefSeq and is a predicted model, not a curated record. The coding region runs from base 56 to 778 and encodes 240 amino acids. Gene Ontology annotation, biological process: thymidine metabolic process.